AUGACUUUCCGAAGGAACUACGUCAUCGCCAUCUUCAGGGCAAGAAAGUCCCAGGGAGCGAAACCACUUCGAUUUGGAGCGAAACGACUGGGGGCGAAGAGAAAAAACGACCGGGUACCCACUGCGCAGGUGCGUGUCGUACAGGAAGCAAUAAAUUUUAGGAAGAAAGCAUAUCUCAUGUUGAGAAAAACACUGAUUACGGCUAAUAGUAUUGCUAGAAAUUGGCAGAACUAUUUGUUUCUGAUAUCUUCUUAUUCUUGGAGUUGCAUGGGUCAUAGCUCUUCCGCACCAAUGGCGAAUGCACCGAUAAUCGAACCAAAAGGCAAACACACUGCCACGGUGAUAUUCCUACAUGGCCUUGGUGACACUGGACAUGGCUGGUGUGAAGGUUUCCGAUCCAUCAAGCAAGACCAUAUAAAAUAUAUAUUUCCCAAUGCUAACACGAUGCCAGUGACAUUAAAUGGAAAUUUUAGAAUGCCAUCUUGGUUUGAUCUGUACACUUUAGAACCAGGUGGAAAAGAAGAUGAAGCCGGUAUAAAAAAAGCUAGUGACCAAUUACUAUCUAUGAUAGAUGAGGAAGAACAGAAACAUUCUAUUAAGCUCGAUCGUAUUUGCAUAGGAGGUUUUUCACAGGGCGGUGCAGUUGCCCUCCACGCAGGACUAAUGUCAGGAAGAAAAAUUGGUGGCAUUAUAGCACUCAGUUCUUGGUUGCCUUCACAUAAAAAAGUAUUGGAGAGUAUUGGAGGAUCCAAAUCUGAUGUACAUAUAUUUCAAGCGCAUGGGAAUUCCGACCCAGUGGUACCUUAUGAAUUUGGUAAAAUGACGGCUAAAGUAGUUGGUGAGGUGUGCCCCAAUCAUGAAUUCAAAACAUAUUCAAAUCUUGGUCAUUCAUCGAAUCCACAGGAAGUGAUGGAUGUUGCGACGUUCAUAUCCAAGCGUCUUCCACCAGUUUAAUUCUAGGAAAUCUCACUUUCAUCUACAAGGAAUAUACAAUAAACUGUACAAACCAAGUUUUCUUGAAGUUUCAAUUGUAUCGACAACGUUUGAAUUCCCUCACCAAAUUCCUAUCACCAGCGAGUUUCGGCUGGUGCAUAUCUCGUGUCCGUAUAUCGUGUCCAUGUCCAUUUCACAUAUGGUUGAGUCGUGAAUCCCAUUACAUCUCGUGUACAAUUGACAAGGAUAUGUUGUAUGGAAAUGAUUUUUUGAGAUUUGCUGAAGUACGUUACUGUGUCCUGAUGAACUCCUUUUGUAAACUGGUAUUGAUGUUUUGAUCUCAUUUAUAGGAAGAAUGGGGUUCCAGUUUGAAACUUGAUGUCAUAUAUCGUCAUUUGGUAGCAAGAAAGAUGGAACCAAAUUUUGUCUGUUUUAGGACUGCAUUUAGUUCCAGCUGUGGUAACUUAUCUAAGGACCAGCUUUGCUACGAUGACCAUCCAUUUAGAGAAGUUUGGUCAAUGGUUUUAGUUACAACUGCAUUUGUCAAAUUCCUCGUCCAGUGAUGCCAGCGCAUUAUUUGGACAGGAUCGGGUGGUUGUGGGAUCAAAAGUGUCAUUGCCAGUUAGGAAGUGGUAAAUGGAUUGAAGACUUAAAAAUCAUUGAGUAUCAUUCAAACUUUUCCAUGUGAUGGUCAAGGCACAUGUACUGUAAGCUUGUCUGGUGUCAUUACCUUAAUUUGUUACUUGUAACAAUAUUCUUGGCGAAUGUAACACUGCCUUGAAUAACUCAUUGUUAUUAUUCAUUGUGUUAACAAGUGGGUAAAGGCAAAAACUGAUUACUAUAUGGCUGCAGAUAUGAUUUGGGGAAUGACUUAACUGAUUCCAAUUUGAUAUUUCUGAAUAUGACACCAGUACCACUGCUUAAAAGGCUUCUACGAGAAUGCUCAAAGGUGGACUGGUAAUGAGAGGCUUCAAGCCAGAUCUGAUUCCACUAGUUGAUUGAUAUUCUACACACACAUUCCUGGGAUAUGGAUUAGCAAAUGUGAGGAAAAUUUUUCUUUGCCUUUCGGCAAAAUGUAGAAGGUGCAUAACAUCAUAUAGUGAAGUGAUUAGCGGAACAGACUACAUGGAUGCGAUGCUUAUUGGAAAACUGUUUUAAGAAUGUUAUUGUUUCAGUCAUGGAGCUUAAUUUGUCAGGAGUACCCAUCUAAAUAUUUCUCAGGCCUAGCUCUGUUUAUGAGUGGCUGUAUUAAUCACUUCAUGAUUACAGUAAAGCAAUUUCUUUUAGUCAUCAUCAUUACCUUAAGAUAUGUAUCUGUAAAUAUUCAGCUGAGGUUAAAACAUGUUUCAUUGACUUACAUGUAGCCCUAGUUCAUGUAGGCCUGUAUGUAGGCCUUGUCUCUCUACACAGUGGUCUUCACUUUGCAGUUUUAGUUCUGUUGAUUAUAUCUGGCUUUCACUGGGAUGGACCGCAGAUGGGGAUAUCUUACAAGAACUCCCUUCUAAUAUAAUGAGUAAUGAUAAUGUAAUGUAAUGGGCCCACUGAAAGUUAAUAGAAUUCUACUUUCUAGACAACAUAAUGACAACUUUUAAAAUGUAGUUGGUGGAAAUGUCAUCACAUUACCACUUGUAGGUAUUAGAAAUUGGCGGCUCGUUUCUCAAAUAACUCCAGUAUUGGUUAAUGGUUUCUGUCUGUAUGCAAACAUUUUUGAUAAAAUUCUUGUAGAAGAUAUGCAUUUGUGUUGUACUGUGUAUUUACCAGUUGGGGCUAGCUCUUUGAGCAGUCUGGGUGCCUGUAGCUGUAUCGAUUAUUGAAUGUAUAUAACAAGGAAGGACACAGCUUUUGAAGUGUCUUGUUCUCAAUGUCUGAUUGGGCAUUAUACUUACAUUUGAUCAGAGUCGUCGGCACCUGAAGUCAUGUCUGUUGCUGAAAGAGUUAAGUUACCAUGGACAAUGUUUUGUGUUGUGUUCAAUCAUACAGUGUACUGGUAAACUUUAAGGAAGUAAAUGAACCUUUAACCAUGAUGGUGGGCUUCUCGUUUAUUUUGUGCUUACAUUGUAUGUUAUUAAUUGUACAUCUCUGUUGGUGUUACAUGUAUAAGGUUUUCUUGGCCCAUUAUCGUAAUAUGUUAAAAGCAGAAAGGCCUCUGUAUAGUUAGGUGACCCUGACUUAAUCUACUUAGACCAGUGUCGCAGAUGAAAUAUAUCAUUUUGAUGCUGUUCAUUGUAAUACCUCUUGACUAAUGGUCGGGUGAUACAUCAUCAUUUGUGUAGAUGGUGACAAGAAAACUCACAAAAAUGCUGUCUUUGACAGGUGUUUUAUUCUGAAAUAAUUAUUCAUCACAUCAACAUUGGAAUGAUCAUGUCUCAUUUCUUCUACCCAGAAAUAUAUUUGUCGUGAUUUUGGUCUUCGUUGCUUCUUGUGACCAUUUCUACUGCUUCUGUGUACAGGUCAGUGUUGUGUUUUACAUAACCAAGUUCUUCAACUUCUGUAUAGAUCAUAUUGUACAUGUACGAGUAUGUAAAUCUUUUUGAAGGGUUAAUAAAUUUGCAUCUAGUUGACGCAAGUCAUGUUAUUUUCA
Messenger RNA from Lineus longissimus, 3514 nucleotides. RefSeq names its product acyl-protein thioesterase 1-like. The coding region runs from base 1 to 954 and encodes 317 amino acids. The transcript is spliced from 9 exons. Gene Ontology annotation, molecular function: carboxylic ester hydrolase activity; palmitoyl-(protein) hydrolase activity. Gene Ontology annotation, cellular component: cytoplasm. Gene Ontology annotation, biological process: protein depalmitoylation. NCBI's taxonomy places the organism in Eukaryota, Metazoa, Nemertea, Pilidiophora, Heteronemertea, Lineidae. The record is from RefSeq and is a predicted model, not a curated record.